CCAGGCCUCCGCCGAUUUCAUAUCGCACUGAGCACAAUAUCCCGCUCCUUUAAACCGCCUUCCUCAACCAACCCUCAACCGCUACAGCGGCGAUGGGUGGCGCAGCCGUAGCCGUUCCCAUUGCCUCCUCAUGAGAUUCAAAUUGAAACUUCUCUCUACGAAUUCCCUCGUCAACCACCACACAUCUCUCUACAAAAACCUUUCAAUGGCCACUCAAACCUUAAACACCUCCUCCACACAAAACCCUAACGACGAAUUCAACGACGACGACGACCGCCUCUGCUCCGCCGCCACCAUUACUUCACAAGAAGGAAAUGCGCCGCAGUUAUUUGAACUGAAUCGUGCGAACGGGUACUUGAAAGGGGAAUCGCGGAUUGAGAGAGCGUGGGCUCACUGGAAGAAGCUAGGAGAGCCGAAACUUAUAGUUGCGCCGAUGGUGGAUAACUCGGAGCUUCCAUUUCGUAUGCUGUGUCGAAAGUAUGGUGCUGAAGCUGCUUAUACGCCUAUGCUUCACUCCCGAAUUUUCAGUGAAACUGAGAAGUAUCGCUCUCUUGAAUUUACUACCUGCAAGGAGGACCGUCCACUUUUUGUUCAAUUCUGCGCAAAUGAUCCAGACAUUUUGCUAGAAGCAGCUCGAAGAGUAGAACCUUAUUGUGACUAUGUGGACAUCAACUUGGGGUGUCCCCAGCGCAUUGCAAGGCGAGGGAAUUAUGGUGCAUUCCUCAUGGAUAAUCUUCCUCUUGUCAAGUCUCUGGUAGAAAAGCUGGCUAACAAUCUUAAUGUUCCAGUGUCAUGCAAAAUCAGAAUUUUCCCAAAUUUGCAAGAUACACUUAGUUAUGCAAAGAUGUUAGAGGAAGCUGGUUGUUCUCUUUUAGCGGUGCAUGGCCGAACAAGGGAUGAAAAAGAUGGAAAGAAAUUCAGAGCCAAUUGGGAGGCCAUCAAGGCUGUUAGAAACGUUGUUAGAAUUCCUGUCCUUGCUAAUGGUGAUAUACGGCACAUGGAUGAUGUACAGAACUGCUUGGAUGAGACUGGUGCUGAUGGGGUACUGUCGGCAGAGUCUCUUCUUGAAAAUCCAGCACUGUUUGCAGGAUAUCGAACUGCUGAAUGGGGAUUGGGCAGUGCAGGAAUCAGGGAAGAUGGUAAGUUAGACCAGGCUGAGUUACUCAAAGAAUAUUUGGAGUUAUGUGAGAGAUAUCCAGUGCCAUGGAGAAUGAUCCGCUCCCAUGUGCACAAGAUGUUGGGAGAUUGGUUUAAGAUCCAGCCAAGCGUCAGAGAGGAUUUUAACAAACAAUCCAAACUCACCUUUGAAUUUCUUUAUGACCUGGUAAAUCGAUUAAGGGAACUUGGGGUGAGCAUACCACUUUAUGUGAAGGAGACCCGGGAGGAAGCAGCAUCUUCAAAUGGACACGUGGCAUAAAUUAUUCCUGUCUGUAAGUCGGAUGCUACCUAAGUGAAAUGCAAAAUAGAUCCUGUCAUUCUUUUUUCCAGAUUGAUUGCUGGUAAAGCAAAAUUAGAGAUUGUUUUCCUCACUAGGAUUGGCCAAAAUAGCAGGUAAAAAUGUAUCUUAACCCUUUGUGCUCAAAUUUUGUGUACUAAUCUGUUGUAUUCUAUGAGGACGAAACUUGAACUCCCGAAUUAUUGUAUUUCAAAUUUCGUUCUGAACUGAUUCUUUGGGAGAUUUC
Nicotiana attenuata is the source of this 1682-nucleotide messenger RNA. RefSeq names its product tRNA-dihydrouridine(16/17) synthase [NAD(P)(+)]-like. Lineage: Eukaryota; Viridiplantae; Streptophyta; Magnoliopsida; Solanales; Solanaceae. The transcript has 3 exons. Bases 131 to 1417 code for a protein of 428 amino acids. Gene Ontology annotation, molecular function: flavin adenine dinucleotide binding; tRNA dihydrouridine synthase activity. Gene Ontology annotation, biological process: tRNA processing. The record is from RefSeq and is a predicted model, not a curated record.